Arachis stenosperma is the source of this 813-nucleotide messenger RNA. RefSeq lists its product as uncharacterized. The record is from RefSeq and is a predicted model, not a curated record. NCBI's taxonomy places the organism in Eukaryota, Viridiplantae, Streptophyta, Magnoliopsida, Fabales, Fabaceae. The coding region runs from base 1 to 813 and encodes 270 amino acids. The transcript has a single exon.
AUGGAUUAUGUUCACAUUUCUGAUUCGGAUCUCAGGAUCUUGGACCUUUGGUCAUCUGGACAGUGGAACCUUGAGAAUAUCUAUUCUCCUCUGAAUCAGUCUCUGCAGAGCAACAUUAAUUCUUACAACCCAGAUGUUCAAGCUGGUUCAGAGGUCGGUUGGUGUUGGACUGGUGCGGUUUCAAAGGUUUAUAAUGCUCAUAGUGGUUAUUUGUGGCUCAGUAAGAAGAUGUUUAGUUGGGAGGAUAGGGGUAAUUGGCUUUGGCUUUGGCGUCAACAUGUUCUGGAAAAGCACAAAUUUUUGGCCUGGCUAUGUCUUCGGGAGGCUCUUCCUACUGCUGCAUUUCGUUUUAGGAGGGGCAUUUCGCACACGAAUAGCUGUCCACGAUGCUUCUCAGGUCAGGAAUCGGUAUUACAUUGUAUUCGGGAUUGUCCAAAAGCCCAACUUGUUUGGCAAGCUUUAGAGAUCUCUGAUCAACCAGUGGAUUUGAUGAGUUGGUUCUUACAUAAUAGCAAACAGCGCCCCUUUAGAUUCUUUUCUGGUCUCUGGUGGAUUUGGCGUUCGAGGAAUAACGAGAUCUUUCAUCCUCACGACCAUUGGACCACAGACAAGGUGAUUGGUAUGGCUUUGUCCUUGGAAAAGGAGCUCCGAAAUAUUUUUGAGUUGCAACGACUGUCUAUCCCCUCAACCAUUAGUGGCUCUUGGAUUCCCCCCUCAGUGGGUACCUUUAAGAUUAAUUGUGAUGCUAGCUAUCCUGGCAGUGGUGAUCGAGUUGAUUUUGCUUGUGUUAGCAGAGAUUGGAAAGGAAGGUAG